AAAGGGUUUGUUUCGUUGUGUAAGCUAAAAUAAAUUGCAGACAUGAGGUUUGUUGUGCUCUUGGCAAGUCUGGUUUACUGUGGAAAUGUUGUUUUGUGUCAUGAAAAGGAAUUAGUUGAAGAUUUAUUGAAUAUAAUCUUUAAACUGAAGAAGAAUGGAAGUUAUGGAGCAGGUCGAUUGGCUGUUCCAGCUUUUACUGUAACGUUGUCAAAGGAUUUAACUCCGCAAGUCAAUCAGAUCAUAAAAUUUGACUCAGUUAAAACCAAUAUUGGUGGACAUUACUCUCCUAGUACUGGAAUAUUUACAGCACCAAGGAACGGACUUUAUAUGAUAUCAGCAACAACAAGAGCUAAUGGAUCCAAUUAUCUGCAUUGUGAGAUGCAGGUCAAUGGUGAGAUGAAAGAAAAGCUCUUUGGCACCAGUGCCUCAACCGGAACUGCCAACGCUGUUUUACAGUUAAAAAAAGGAGACAAUGUGUUCAUAAAAAAAGACCACCGUGGUAGAGAAAAUAUGAUGGGAAAAGACUGGUCAAUGUUUUCUGGAUGUUUUAUUGCAUAAUAUUCUUUUAAUUUUGCAUCAAUAAAAUAUAUUUCAAUCA
This is a messenger RNA of Mytilus californianus (California mussel), 598 nucleotides long. RefSeq names its product complement C1q subcomponent subunit C-like. Bases 43 to 558 code for a protein of 171 amino acids. NCBI's taxonomy places the organism in Eukaryota, Metazoa, Mollusca, Bivalvia, Mytilida, Mytilidae. The record is from RefSeq and is a predicted model, not a curated record. The transcript has 3 exons. Gene Ontology annotation, molecular function: protein binding.